Molecule: messenger RNA, 5141 nt
Organism: Pocillopora verrucosa
Lineage: Eukaryota; Metazoa; Cnidaria; Anthozoa; Scleractinia; Pocilloporidae
Product: 5-oxoprolinase
Biological process (GO): glutathione metabolic process
Cellular component (GO): cytosol
Molecular function (GO): 5-oxoprolinase (ATP-hydrolyzing) activity
Source: RefSeq, a predicted model, not a curated record
AAUGGAUAAAUAACGACGCUCUUACCAGUUCAUUUGUCAGUUUCAGGAGAGACUGGUCAUGUACCUUCUAGAGUUUACAAACUCUGUUAGUAUCACUGGUUUCAAUACUUUGUACACACAAUAGUUUUCAAGUGCUAGUGAGUUUGAAGAAUGUCAAACCGCCAAGAUUCGCCCGGCGAGAAUCGUGACAAGUUCAGGUUCGCCAUCGAUCGAGGUGGGACCUUCACAGACGUUUACUCAGAAUGUCCCAACGGAGAAGUAAGAGUGAUGAAGCUGCUGUCAGUUGAUCCUGCAUAUCCUGAUGCACCUAGGGAAGGAAUAAGACGGAUUCUAGAACAGGUGACAGGAGUAAAGAUGCCUGCAGAUCAGCCAAUUGAUCCAAAGUACAUUGAGUGGAUAAGGAUGGGGACCACAGUGGCUACAAAUGCUCUGUUGGAACGAAAGGGAGAAAGAAUGGCUCUGGUUAUUACUGAAGGAUUCCAUGAUUUGUUGCAUAUUGGCAAUCAGACAAGACCUAAUAUAUUUGAUUUAAAAGUUAUAUGUCCAGAGGUACUGCAUGAAGAUGUUAUUGUUGUGAAAGGUAGACUGGUUUUAGAGCAAGAUGACAGUAAAAUUCAAAGACCACAAAACUGUAAAAUAGUGUCUGGAAGUACUGGGCAAAAGCUUGAAGAGUGGGAACCUUUGGACAAAGGAAAGCUUAGAAAAGACCUACAGAGAGUCCUUGAUAAAGGAAUCAAGAGUUUAGCUGUUGUGCUCAUGCACUCUUACAUGUAUGAUGUACAUGAAAGAGAAGUUGGUGAAAUUGCCCUAGAGAUGGGUUUUGAUCAGGUGUCACUCUCUUCUACAAUAAUGCCCAUGGUUAGGAUUGUACCCCGAGGUUACACAGCUUCUGCCGAUGCUUAUUUAACCCCUUGUAUAAAGAAAUAUAUCAGAGGAUUUACAGCUGGCUUUCAAGAUGGCAUCCAGGACAAAGUGUUGUUUAUGCAGUCUGAUGGUGGCUUGACUCCUGUGUCAAAGUUUUAUGGAUCAAGGGCCAUUUUGUCUGGACCUGCAGGUGGUGUGGUUGGUUAUGCAAUGACAACUUUUCACAGAGAGACAGAGCAACCAGUCAUUGGAUUUGAUAUGGGAGGAACAUCAACAGAUGUGUCUCGAUUUGCUGGUCAAUAUGAACAUGUGUUUGAGACAACAACAGCAGGAAUCACUAUACAGGCACCGCAGCUGGACAUCAACACUGUGGCAGCAGGAGGUGGAUCUCGCCUAUUUUUCAGGGCGGGGCUAUUUGUUGUUGGACCUGAGUCAGCCAGUGCCCAUCCAGGACCUGUUUGUUACCGAAAAGGUGGUCCAUUGGCUGUGACAGAUGCAAACCUGGUGCUUUGCAGGAUUCUACCUGAAUUUUUUCCAAAGAUUUUCGGUAAAAACGAAGACUUACCAUUGGAUUUCGAAGGUUCUCGGGCAGCUUUUAAGAAGUUAACAGAAGAGGUUAAUGAAUUCCUGGCCUCCCAGGACGACGGCGCAAAGAAGGAUCCUUUGACGGUGGAACAGGUUGCUAUGGGCUUCAUUACAGUUGCUAACGAGACCAUGUGUCGACCAAUCAGAGCGCUUACUGAGGCCAGAGGCCAUGACACUUCACGUCAUGUUUUGGCAUGUUUUGGUGGGGCCGGUGGCCAGCAUGCUUGCUCCAUUGCACGGUCCCUCGGAAUGUCAUCUGUGUUCAUUCACCGAUUUGGUGGUAUUCUGUCCGCGUACGGACUGGCACUAGCAGAUGUGGUUCACGAGGCGCAGGAACCGUGUGUACGUGAAUACAAUAAAGAGUCGUUUGGCUAUUUGGAUGAAAGAAUUGACUUUUUGAUGCAGAAGUGUGUCGAGGAACUUAGAAGCCAAGGGUUUGAAGAGAACCAGAUCUCCACAGAAGCAUUCCUUCAUAUGCGGUACAGUGGAACAGACUGCGCGCUCAUGUGUACUGCUGAUCCUCAGAAAGACACAAAGGAAGGAGAAACCUGUCGCCAUGGUGAUUUUGGACAGGCGUUUAAGGAACGAUACGUUCGGGAAUUUGGUUUCACGAUACCUAACAGACAGAUCCUAAUUGAUGACAUCAGAGUGAGAGGGACUGGACACUCUAAGACAUCCGUAUCACAUGAAAUACCAAAAGCGAGCACCCCUCCCCCGGUGAAAAAGACAACGAAGUGUUACUUUGAAGAUGGUUUUCAUGACACGAAGGUGUACCUCCUUGAGGAGUUGUCCGCUGGCCAGCUUAUAGAUGGACCGGCCAUUAUCGUUAACAAUACCAGUACCGUUCUUGUUGAACCACAAUGCAAAGCGUCUAUCACUUCAUCAGGAGACAUCAAGAUUGAGAUUGGAGGAAACCAAGGCAAAAAGAGUAUUGGAACAGAACUAGAUGCGAUUCAGCUUUCCAUAUUUUCCCAUCGUUUCAUGAGUACAGCUGAGCAGAUGGGCAGAGUUCUUCAGCGUACAUCAAUUUCAACUAACAUCAAGGAGCGACUCGACUUUUCCUGUGCUAUGUUUGGACCAGAUGGAGGCCUGGUUGCCAAUGCCCCACACAUCCCAGUUCAUCUCGGUUCCAUGCAGGAAACUGUGCAAUAUCAGAUUCGCACUUUGGGAGAUGAUCUGAAGGAAGGUGAUGUUUUACUCAGUAACCACCCGAGCGCAGGCGGAACACAUCUUCCAGAUUUAACUGUCAUCACCCCGGUUUUCUAUCCUGGUCAAUCAAAGCCCGUGUUCUUUGUCGCAAGCCGUGGCCAUCAUGCAGAUAUCGGAGGAUCUGCUCCAGGGUCCAUGCCGCCUGAUUCACAUUCCAUAUUUGAAGAAGGAGCCGUGUUCAAAUCAUUUAAAAUAGUUAAAGAAGGUGUCUUUCAAGAAGAAGCACUGAUUGAAAAGCUUAUGGAGCCCAGCAAGCAUCCCGGAUGCAGUGGAACGCGCAAUCUCCAUGACAACCUGUCUGACCUUAAGGCCCAAGUGGCGGCUAAUCAUAAGGGAAUCAAACUGAUUAGUAGCUUGAUAGAAGAAUACAGCCUGCCCGUGGUGCAGGCAUACAUGAAGUAUAUUCAGCAUAAUGCCGAAGUUGCUGUUCGAGAAAUGCUGAAAGAUAUUGCUGCAAAAACUAAGGAACGCACCGGAAAGACAGUACUAUCCGCCGAGGAUCACAUGGAUGAUGGAUCGCGCAUUAAACUUACAAUUUCCAUCGACGAGAAAGAGGGCAGCGCAGUAUUUGACUUCACAGGAACUGGGCCCGAGAUGUACGGGAACUGUAAUGCACCUCGCGCCAUCACCUUUUCUGCCAUUAUUUACUGUCUGCGGUGCAUGGUCAAACACUCGAUACCGCUGAACCAGGGUUGUUUGGCGCCAGUAAAAGUGGUUAUUCCGCCUGCUAGCGUUCUGGAUCCAACGGAAACUGCGGCAGUUGUUGGCGGGAACGUAUUGACCAGUCAGCGAGUUGUUGACGUGGUGCUGAAAGCCUUUGAAGUGUGCGCUGCGUCACAGGGAUGUAUGAACAUAACCGCGUUUGGAGAUCAGCAUUGCCAGUAUAUUGAGACAAUCAGUGGUGGAUCCGGGGCGGGACCCACAUGGGACGGACGCAGUGGAGUUCAUGUCCACAUGACAAACACAAGGAUCACAGAUCCAGAGAUAAUCGAAAGAAGGUUUCCAGUGAUUCUGCGCCGUUUUCAUCUUAACCCCGGUACUGGUGGGAAUGGUUUUCACAGGGGUGGUGACGGUGUUAUACGCGAGCUGCUGUUUAGAAAAGAGCAAGUUCUUUCUCUUCUCGGUGAGAGAAGAGCAUUUCGACCUUAUGGACUGAAAGGCGGUGAACCGGGCAGUCCAGGUUUAAGCCUGCUACUUAAGUCAGAUGGUCGAAUGAUAAAUCUCGGAGGCAAAGCAUCGGUCAAAAUGAAGCCAGGGGACUGUUAUCGUGUCCAGACUCCUGGAGGUGGUGGUUACGGAACACCAACAGGAAAUUUGGGACAAGAAAAUAGUGUGGGUGACCCCCCGUCAAGAAGUGACCAGGAAAAACCUCAACAUUUUGCUGCGUGUGGAAGCUUACACAACUACAAGAUGAUGCAAGAGUCGGCUUAAUGAUAUAGACGCUAUUCAGUACUGAACCAACCAAUCCAACAAUUCUUAUCUCUCGCUUUAAUCUUUCAUCUCACUGAAUAGAGGGCUCAGAUUCAAAUUAAAUUUCAUAAUAUUGACGGUACCUGCAAAAAUUCAACAUUAGAGCGUGAAAGAUAAUUUCUUUUCCUAAGCCUCGGUUGCAAAAUUUAACGGCGGUUAACGGAAGGUGCGAAGACGAAGAAAGAACGCCUGGUGACAGCCGUGGCAGGAAAAGACAGUACAAUUUUUCUGGUGGAUCAACUUUGUCGCCAGGGCCUUCUCUGUUGUCAAAAUUACGGCGGGUCGAAGGUAAACGAGAAGCUCCUGGGGACGGGUCUAAUGCGCGAUGUUUGUAGUGUUACGUCAUCAGCUGAUUUAGAAUUUCUUUGGGAGAUCUGACAACUGUUCAGUGCAAUUGAGCUGAGGAAAGAAUUUGAUCCAAUACAGGGGAAGAACUUACAGCUUUUUCACUUUCGUUAAGGGGAUUGCUCGUUUUAGUGGUCAUUAUAAAGUGUGGGUGGUUAAUUUUUAGUAGUUCAGAAAGGAAGAAUAACAAUAUUGCACUGAAAUUUAGAAAAACCAUAAUUUAUUGCAAAGCACAAAUCGUUCAACUUGGAGUACGGGGGUUGACAAGUUUUUAGGUAUCCACCGAUCAAAACUUUUACGCAUGGUUAUCAUAUAAGGAUCAUUUAAUAAAGAAAGAGUAGGUUGAAAUAACAACAGAGGGCAGUCACCACUAGCUUGAAAAAAAAUAAAAACAAAAGCAAAGUAAAAUAAACAAAUAACAGAAAUGGAUUCAUUCAAACAAUUUUAAUUCUACCUUCGGUCAAUGUCUCAUUUUGAAUGAAUAUAACUGAGUUCUAAAUUUCUCAGCAUUUAAGUCUCUAAAAUGUCAUGCUGGAUUUUUUGUCAUAGCAAUGAUAAAGAUAACACGAAUGAACAUAACCUGAGAUUUUUUUCAGGUUGGCAGGAUUAAUUAAUUCUCCCCAAGGUAAGAUUAAGAUUAAAAUUCUUCUUUGUUUCUUCGAAGUUUA